AUGUCCAGUUUUAACUCUAACAAGAAACCUUGUCGUAGGACCCCGGCUGUCAGCUUCAGCAGUGGGGGAUGGGCAAGUCUUCCAACGCUCGUCUUUUUAAUUCUGGAUAAGUUAUUAGAACCCAUUGACCAUGUUGGUUUUGCUGCCGUUUGCAAGCAAUGGCGUUCUGAAGGAAUAAUCCACAACCGAGGAAAGGUGUUGCACAACAUUUCUGAAGGAAUAAUCCACAACAAUAUUGAAUUGCAAGUGCCUUUUAGUAAGAGGAGGUAUGGUUUUAGCCAUGGUUGGUUGGCCACAGUAGAUCCAACAACAUACCAAAGUCUGAUCAUAGCACUCAGUAACCCUUUCACUAAAGCAAAGCCCAUUCUUCUCCCUCCCCUUAUAGGCCGUGUCAGAGAACAUGAAGGCUCCUACUACGAGCAUUAUGUUCGUAAGAUUAUCUUGUCCACUCAUCUGUAG
Messenger RNA from Prunus armeniaca (apricot), 459 nucleotides. The record is from the annotation of a GenBank genome assembly. NCBI's taxonomy places the organism in Eukaryota, Viridiplantae, Streptophyta, Magnoliopsida, Rosales, Rosaceae.